Molecule: messenger RNA, 1649 nt
Organism: Manihot esculenta (cassava)
Lineage: Eukaryota; Viridiplantae; Streptophyta; Magnoliopsida; Malpighiales; Euphorbiaceae
Exons: 3
Coding region: 16-1077 (353 amino acids)
Source: RefSeq, a predicted model, not a curated record
AGUGAAAUCACUUAAAUGCCCCUCUCAAGCACGUGCCGAGAACUGGUUGUCUGUGUACUUUUUAUCUUUUCAGAGUUUCAGGGGAAAACGAACGUCUCAGUUGUAGCGAUCGCUCUGAGCCAAAGCAGUGGCUUUUUCGCAUCCUACACGACAGAAACCAACGGCAGCAGAAGAACAUUUCCUGCUCCUAAAUUCCCAAUUUGCAAGAACUGGGAAUUCACUUUUUCUAUUGUAAUUUUAUCAAAUUUAAUCAAAUGGGAUUAUGAGAAAGUACCCAUGGGCUCCGAUUCGACCUCCACCCCACCGGCAUCAACAUCCACCCCGACGGCUUCGCCCAAUGGGAAGCGAAGUAGAGAUCCCGAAGACGAGGUCUAUCUCGACAAUCUUCAUUCUCACAAGCGUUACCUCAGCGAGAUAAUGGCAUCUAGCUUAAAUGGGUUAACUGUUGGAGAAACACUUUCUGAAAAUCUUAUGGAAUCUCCAGCAAGGUCUGAAGGAAUGUUCUAUGCCAGGGAUGAUAUGUCCUUGCAAUAUUCACCAAUGUCAGAAGAUUCGGAUGACUCUAGAUUUUGUGAGACCCCCAUAAAUACUUGCUCAUCACAACCUGAGAGCCUGCCCACCAGUCCAGUUUCUCCUUAUAGGUACCAAAGGUCAUUUGGUGGGUUCUCUCCUGCUUCUUCUACCAGCUCAUACCCAGCACAUGGCUACACUGCCACUAGUGUCACUUGCUCACAACCUCGCCAACGAGGUUCAGAUUCAGAGGGCCGGUUUCCAUCAUCACCUAGUGACAUUUGCCACUCAGCUGACUUGAGGAGGGCUGCACUCUUGAGAUCUGUGCAGAUGAGGACACAGCCUCCUGGAUCAUCUUUUGAAUUGCCUUUUGGUUCAGGGCAGGAGCCUGCAUCUAAUAUAGAAGUGGAUGAGCGGCCGUGCUCAUAUAUGAAGUCUUUAGUUGAUGAGAGAGAUUAUCAGAUUGAGGAGUGUUCUUCUAGGAUUGCCCCGGGACCUGAAUUAAAUGAUGGAAAAUCAUGCAGAGUGUUGAAUAUGAAUGUAAAAGGGGAUGAAUCUGGUGGUUAAACACUUUUGGAUAUUAUCAAACUGAACCUGACCAUAUCUUGUAAGAUUGCUAUAGUCUGCAGCAGUUCGAGCAAUUUGCCUGACCCAACAGUUUUUAUUUUUAUUUUUUUUUCCUUUUCAUUGAGAUCACUCCCUUUGUGAGUGUUUUUUUUUUUUUUCUUCCUAUUGCAUGCCUAUACAGUCCUAAUCCUGGCCAUUUCAUGCACCCAUAAGGAGGUUUUGAGGAUAUGACUAUAUAUUGUCGCCUGCUUAAUCAAUCCAUCUCUUGAUAUUGGUGGCCAAAUCUGAGCAAAGUUUAGUGAUCUUUGUUAAUCAGAAUGCACAUUUAGGACUACUUACAUAUUCUCUUUUUUUUUUUUUUUGAUAAACUUACAUAUUCUCUCUUAGUUCUGAAAUGGAUUGGAGGUUUUGGUGACAUGCUGAGAAUUUAGGAGCUGGCAUCACGGUCUAAUAAGUAUCAGCCAGUAUUGUUUAUCUACCUACUCGUCUUUCAGUUUUUAUCGCUCUCUCUCGGAUGUAUAAAGAUUUGAUAUUCUGAUAAUCUGGCUAUUAGAUAAAAAUCGCAGCUUUUC